CGCACAAUGUCGACCGCCGCAGCUGCUAACCUGUGCUACGCGCGCUCCUCCACCAUCUCCGCCAGCCUCGGCACCCCCGCCCCAUCCAACUCCGCCUCCUUCCGCCCCAGGCUCAUCCGCAACGUCCCCGUCCAGGCCGCCCCCGUCGCACCUGCAUUGAUGGACGCCGCCGUGGAGCGCCUCCAGACCGGGUUCCAGAAGUUCAAGACCGAUGUCUACGACAAGAAGCCCGACCUGUUCGAGCCCCUCAAGGCCGGCCAGGCGCCCAAGUACAUGGUGUUCGCGUGCGCCGACUCGCGUGUGUGCCCGUCGGUGACCCUGGGCCUGGAGCCCGGCGAAGCCUUCACUGUCCGCAACAUCGCCAACAUGGUCCCGGCCUACUGCAAGAACAAGUACGCUGGUAUUGGAUCAGCCAUCGAGUACGCCGUGUGCGCUCUCAAGGUUGAGGUCAUCGUGGUGAUUGGCCACAGCUGCUGCGGUGGAAUCAAGGCACUCCUGUCACUCAAGGAUGGCGCAGACGACUCCUUCCACUUCGUCGAGGACUGGGUCAGGAUCGGGCACCCUGCUAAGAUGAAGGUGAAGAAAGAGUGCUCCUCCUUGUCUUUCGAUGAGCAAUGCGCCGUCUUGGAAAAGGAGGCCGUGAACACGUCCCUCCAGAACCUCAAGACCUACCCGUUUGUCACCGAAGGUGUGGCCAACGGAACCCUCAAGCUCGUCGGCGGACACUACGACUUCGUCUCCGGCAAGUUCGACACAUGGGAACUGUAAAUCUUCCCAUCGGUUAACUCCUACACAUACAUACGUACAUAUAUAUACCAAGAUAUCUUCCGGCCGACCGACCGACCGACGUGGAUGCAGUGCCAUGGAGUACGAGCUUGUUGUUUUGCAGUGCUGAAUGCUGGAUGGCUCGAUGUGAAUUUGUAAUAAGCCAUAUAGUUGUUUCUACCAUUUUCUGACGACCGGUUGUACGUGUGAUGCAUAAUUUGAUCGCCUUGUGAUCAAAAGACAUCAUAUAUAUUUUUAAUAAUAUUUUCACCAAGAGUUUACCUUUUA
Lolium rigidum is the source of this 1053-nucleotide messenger RNA. RefSeq names its product carbonic anhydrase, chloroplastic-like. The transcript has 8 exons. Bases 7 to 768 code for a protein of 253 amino acids. Lineage: Eukaryota; Viridiplantae; Streptophyta; Magnoliopsida; Poales; Poaceae. Gene Ontology annotation, molecular function: zinc ion binding; carbonate dehydratase activity. Gene Ontology annotation, biological process: carbon utilization. The record is from RefSeq and is a predicted model, not a curated record.